Fraxinus pennsylvanica is the source of this 582-nucleotide messenger RNA. The record is from the annotation of a GenBank genome assembly. Lineage: Eukaryota; Viridiplantae; Streptophyta; Magnoliopsida; Lamiales; Oleaceae.
AUGGGACUAAUUGAAGGAUUCAGGGUCAACAUUUUAGAAGUUAUUGGUAAGGACAACCUUUACACCUUUGGCCAAUACUUUUAUCCUCUUGACCUUGCUGAUGACCCCAUCACUUUUGCUGAGUUGAAGAGACAGCUUAGAGAUUCAAGAAUGGUCCAUAGUGAACCAUGGCUCGAUAGCCUAUCUGAUGACAUAGGCUUUUUAUUCUGCUUUGGAAUAUCGAGCGGGUCGGCUUUUUACAUGUUGAAAGGCAUGUACAACUCUCCUAAAGGUGAGCGGCUCAUUCGGGGCUCACAAGCUUUACGCAUGAACGCCCCUCGUUUUGCCAGCAACUGUGCCAUCUGGGGUGGUCUUUAUUCUGUUUUCGAAAGUUCGAUGACGUAUGUAAGGCAAAAGGACGAUCCCUGGAAUAACAUCCUCUCUGCUGCCGCUGCAUCCGGAUUCCUCAAGAUGCGCCAAGGCCUUGGCCCGGCUUCACGUUCGGCUCUCUUUUUUGGCGCGGCAGUGGCUCUCCUCGAGGGUUGGGAGAUCAUGGAUAAUAAGGCUACGAGUAAUGUCCAGUCCCAGUUGGAUAAGAAGUAG